Messenger RNA from Caenorhabditis bovis, 765 nucleotides. The record is from the annotation of a GenBank genome assembly. Lineage: Eukaryota; Metazoa; Nematoda; Chromadorea; Rhabditida; Rhabditidae.
AUGCUUCCGGCGAUCGUUCUUCUCUCGGGCGUUUUCCAAGUUUCAAACGCCCACGGAAGACCACCAAUAGAGGAAUGCGAAGAGACGGGCGAUCCAAAAUGUCCACCCGGUUACACAAUGUUCAAUCGAGAAAAUUCAGCAAGACCAUGGUGUAUGAAGGUUUUCGACGGAAAAGUGACAUUCAAAGAUGCUGAAAGAAUAUGCAGAUGCCAAGGUGGAGCAACAUUGUCAGGAGUAAACGACGACAACGAAUAUAAUUGGGUUCUGGAUGAGACCAAACACAUUUUCUCCCAAAAGGGAAUUGAAAACGGAGGAAUUUGGCUGGGAGCCUAUCGUCGUCAAUCGUGUCUCGGCUUGAAAUCCGCCUGGAAACCAUCGGCAAAUUGCGCCAAAGAAAAUAUUUUUCUUUUCACCGAUCGCUCUACGUACAGCGAUUUCCUAUUCGACAAAUGGCUACCAGGAAUUGAUUUGGGAUCAAACUAUGAGAAAUGUGUUCAACUUUUGAUUUCGACGGCCGAUUCCGAGCUCAGCGGAAAAAUCAAUGAUAAAACAUGUUCUCUGAUUGACGUCGACCCGAGUGGCGAUUCUAUCACUUAUACUCACGGUUUUGUUUGUGGUCGUCCAGCCGUCUAUCCAAGUGAUAUUUACGCUAGCAAAAAUCAAGCAAAUGAUGACGAAGCCGGAACAUUGAAUUAUCGUGAUGGUCCCAAAUAUAUACCAAUUGGAAAUCGACACCAAAACCAAGAAGAAGUAAAUAUUUACUGA